Messenger RNA from Marasmius oreades (fairy-ring Marasmius), 1569 nucleotides. RefSeq lists its product as uncharacterized. The record is from RefSeq and is a predicted model, not a curated record. Lineage: Eukaryota; Fungi; Basidiomycota; Agaricomycetes; Agaricales; Marasmiaceae. The transcript has 4 exons. The coding region runs from base 1 to 1569 and encodes 522 amino acids.
AUGUCGUCAUAUGUUGCGACGUCGUCAAGUGGAAAGGAAAGGACACAGCUUAGACCGCCGACGUCCGUAGAACUAUCCGAUGACCCGCCAAAGAGGAGGACAAAUAUGAUGUCUUCUGGUUUCAAACGAGCAUCCCGGCCGCCCUCUUUAAAUCGGUCACUUAUACCCCAUUCGGCACCUGCAAGCCGUCGUCAAUUCUCUCUCGACUCGUUCGACAGCUUUGGCCAGUCCCAUACCCCCAGAAGCACAGGAUCCACCCCUUCCUUUUCUAAUAUGCAACAUGACCUCAUCCGUGCCUUACCUACCAUGUCACGAUCGGAAUCGCUGCGGAUGUGGGAGGAAGGCCUUGUGCCUACAGACAGUUCUCAAUGUUCGCCUCAGGCUUCUAUGCCUGUGAACAGGCAUUAUGCGGGGAACUAUUCGUUGCCUUCUGUCAAUUCAGAGGGUAGGCUGGAGAUGAUUAUGGACGAUGAUGGGAUCGGCGUUAGUGAAGGAGGUAGGGUGGAUUGGAAUAAGCGGAGUUCGUCGAUGAGGUUGGAUGGGCAGUCGAGUUCGAAGUCUAUGAUUGCCGCACUUCAAGCAGAGAUGGAAGAGGGACGAAAACGGGAAAGUGUGGAUGGAUACUUGGUCAGGAUGUAUGAAAGUGGGUUGGAGUCGGAGAAGGAAGCAUUCAAGUUAGUCAAUGCGGGAGCGGUUCCGCUGUUGAUACAUCUACUGAGGACAAGGGCAGCGGACAAGUAUGGGGUUGAGUUGGUGUUGAUUAUGUUGGGUACACUUGCUCACAACACUAUAAGCUCCAACACCAUCUAUCGAACAGGUACCACCACGACCCUUAUUGAACUCUGUCGCUCUCCACCGACACUUGAAGUCCACACGCUCGCUAUAUGGUGUCUCGCUCGCAUCUGUAGAAGCGCAGAAGUGGCACAAUCACUCAUUAAACAGAAUCUCGCUGCAAUUCUUCUCAACAUGUGUAAAUCCAUGAGUGCUCCUUUUGCGGCUCAAGACGCGAACAAAAUGGUUAUCCCCAUGGCACUCUAUACCCUCGGAAACCUCAUUCAAUCCGACGGUAUAGCAGAAUUCAUGGCCUCAAUGGGUCUCAUUCCUCUCAUAGCCGACCGUCUCAGUCUUGCCACUGCAUCUCUAGACCCAGAACCCAACAUCGACGCUCUAUGUUCAAGUAUCUACGCCCUUGCUAGGAUAUCACGAUCUAUCAAACUAGCUAAAUCCCUAGCUCAAGCAGGGUGUGUAGAGCUUCUUUCUUACCACCUCAAAACCUCUACGGAUCCUAUCGUUCUUCAUUGGUCAGCUCGAGCUGUUGGGUGUUUAAUGAGACCUAACAGUAACGAUAUCGUGAAGAUCCUUUUAGAGGCUGGUGUCGCCAAGGGACUUGGGAGGUUGCCUACCGUUUUACCUCAGGAUCGUGAUUAUGAUGUGAUAGUGAAGCCUUUGGGGUCGUUUGGGUUCGUGAUACAGAGGUUUAGUUGUGCGGAGUGGGGAGGGGGGACGAGGAAGGCCUUGGUGGAGGCUGGUGUUGUGGAUUCGUUAUUGGCUGCAUUGAGGGUUGUAUGA